UGCUAAUCGAGAGAAAAAUCGUCGCUGCGUCGUGAGCAUCUUCAUGGACGGUCCGUUUCUUUUCGAUUAACCUUCUCAAAAGCUCUCAGAUACAUCAAAACGAGAAAUGGCCACCUCGAAAACUACAAAUACGUAUAACAGGCAGAAUUGGGAGGACGCGGAGUUUCCCAUAUUAUGUCAAACAUGCCUUGGAGAUAAUCCGUAUAUUCGUAUGACGAAAGAAAGGUAUGGUAAAGAGUGCAAGAUUUGUAUGCGGCCUUUCACAGUGUUCAGAUGGUGUCCCGGUGCACGUAUGCGUUUCAAAAAAACCGAAGUAUGUCAAACUUGCAGCCGUUUAAAAAAUGUUUGUCAGACGUGUUUGUUGGAUUUGGAAUAUGGCCUUCCUAUUCAAGUACGCGAUGCCGCACUUAAAAUUAAAGAUGAUUUGCCAAGAUCUGAUGUAAACAAAGAAUAUUAUGUACAAAAUAUCGAUAAUGAAAUUGGGAAGCUAGAUGUAACGACCCCAGCUGGAGCAGUGGGAAAGUCAGCGGCAGCGAGUGAUUUACUGAUGAAGCUAGCAAGAACGAGUCCAUACUAUAAGCGUAACAGACCACAUAUCUGUUCGUUCUGGGUUAAAGGCGAAUGUAAAAGAGGGGAAGAAUGUCCGUAUCGUCACGAGAAACCAACAGAUCCAGACGAUCCGUUGGCUGAUCAAAAUAUUAAGGAUCGUUACUAUGGAGUAAAUGAUCCUGUAGCUGAUAAAUUAAUGCGCAGAGCAGCUGCAAUGCCAAAGCUGGAUCCUCCAGAAGACAAAUCCAUCACGACUUUAUACAUCGGAAACUUGGGAGAUGUAUUAACCGAAAAGCAAUUGCGGGACCACUUUUAUCAGUAUGGUGAAAUUCGUUCAGUGACAAUGGUACCAAGACAACAAUGUGCAUUUAUUCAGUACACACAAAGAAGUGCCGCCGAAGCUGCAGCUGAGAGGACAUUUAACAAGUUGAUCUUAGGUGGAAGAAGAUUGACCAUUAAAUGGGGCCGUUCCCAGGGUCGGCAAACAGUGUCCGCAGCAGAAGCAACGAGAGAAAUGCUAGAACCAGUUCCAGGAUUACCUGGAGCAUUGCCACCUCCUCCAGAGAGUAUGGGAAACAAUUUCUUUAAUUUGCAAGCUACUCCAGGUAUAAUGUCUACUAUGAUGAUACCUCCUCCACCGGUUCCACCACAAUUCAUGUUCCCGCCUCAAGUGGCAGCAGCGGCAGCAGCAGCAGCUGCAGCUGCAGCAACCCCAAUCUUUCCUCCAGGAACAACGCCCAUUCAUUAUCCAAGUCAAGAUCCGUCCCGAAUGGGAGCUACUCAAGGUAUAGGCAAGCCUUGGCCUGAAGAAGAUUAAUGUACAGUCUCCGAUACAUUACAUACAAUAGAAAUGUUUAAUUCUGUUUUUACUCAAAACGGAUUAAUUUAUAAUAUAAGAAAACAAAGUAUUGAACUUAAGGGCCUGCUUUUCAGGUGCUCUUAUGUUAAGUGCUGCUGUUGUGUAACAUUAAAUCUAAAAACACGGUACAUAUUUUUCAUUUAUAUUAAUGAGGCAGUACUUUUAAUAGAUGUUUCCUUUAUUAA
This is a messenger RNA of Orussus abietinus, 1593 nucleotides long. Its product is annotated as pre-mRNA-splicing factor RBM22. Gene Ontology annotation, molecular function: metal ion binding; U6 snRNA binding; pre-mRNA binding. Bases 107 to 1366 code for a protein of 419 amino acids. NCBI's taxonomy places the organism in Eukaryota, Metazoa, Arthropoda, Insecta, Hymenoptera, Orussidae. The transcript is spliced from 3 exons. Gene Ontology annotation, cellular component: U2-type catalytic step 2 spliceosome; Prp19 complex; U2-type catalytic step 1 spliceosome. The record is from RefSeq and is a predicted model, not a curated record.